Molecule: messenger RNA, 3374 nt
Organism: Carica papaya (papaya)
Lineage: Eukaryota; Viridiplantae; Streptophyta; Magnoliopsida; Brassicales; Caricaceae
Source: RefSeq, a predicted model, not a curated record
AAAUUUCGGGUCCUACUACUGGCCGCGCUUCUCUCGGCGGCUCUCAGUCUCAGCUUCCCCUCUCUUUUGUUUUCGUUUUGCAGGAGAGAGUUUUAAAUUCUGUCUAAAUUUGCUGGUUUCAUAGAUUUGUAAACCAGAAACCCAAAAUCAUCAUCUUGCUUCCCUUUUCUCUUAUGUCGGAACUAAACCCAUCUUGCAUCUGUCAAUCCCCAUCCUUCCUAUCCGCCUCCAGUCGCUAUCGGCGCCGGGUCGUGGUCUUCCCCACGCCAAGUGGCCCAGAAUCUUUCCAGCAAUAGCCUUCACACGAAGUACCGAACCGCAUUUCACUGCCUUCAGUCACCAGCAUUUGUCGUUCCAGCUCAAAGUUGGGGCUGAAACCCUGUUCUUAAAGUUGCGUGGGGCUGGUGCUUCUCAGACAAGAUGUCUUGCGAGUUGUUCAAACCUGGAUUUGAUACUUCUCUAUUGAAGCCUUUGUCUCUCAAGUCCUUUCAGGAUAUAUGAUUUUGGCAGAGCUUGGGGUGGUGGGCUACUGGUGUUUAUUCUCUUUUCUACCAAGGCAGUUCUUUUUCUUCUGAUAUCGAAUGAAGUUGAAGAGAGCAGUUGUCAAUUGUUCGGCUGCUUUUGUGAUAUUUCCAUUUAAAAUUUAGUGCCAACAUUCAUUUUUUUUUUCUUUUUUUUUUCCUGCUAGCAGGGAUUCUUGGUAUAUUAGGUGACCCCUUGUCAUUAUAGUGGAAUGGACUUACCUGUUGUGACCUCUAAUUCACAAAAAAAACAAAGGAUCUGUAUAGAUAUGGAUGUGUUGAAGUUUGAGACGUUGAGAGAAAUUAAAAGUUUUUUACCUACCUUGUGUUCAUCUGAUUAUUAUAUGGAACCAUCUUUAAAGGAGUUGGCAAUGCGUGAACUCUUGGAUCCUGGUUAUUGCAGUCAUGUUCCUAAUUUCAUGGUUGGAAGGAUUGGUUAUGGGUGUGUCAGGUUUCUCGGAAGAACAGAUGUCAUACAGCUACAAUUGGAUCAAAUUGUUAAGUUUUGUCGAAAUGAAGUGGUUGUAUAUGGGGAUGAUGCUGUUAAGCCUCUGGUUGGCCAUGGGCUUAACAAGGCUGCUGAGGUGACUUUGAUAAUACGAUUAAUGCCUGAUCUGGACACUAGGCAGGAAGCAUUUAUUGUUGACAACUUGACGUUGGCAACAAAGAAACAGGGAGCAAUUUUAUUUCAUUUGACUCCUCAAAAUGCCCUGAAUCUACACAAGACAUUAAAUCAUGAAAUAAAAGAAGUUGAAGUUGGUUCCUUCCAGCUUAAGCUUCAAAAAGUUGUCUUUGACCGCUUAACGCUUUCGGAGAUUUGUCGAAGCUAUAUAGAUAUUAUUGAGAGACAAUUAGAGGUUCCUGGGCUAUCUUCAUCUGCUAGUUUGGUUUUGAUGCACCAAGUAAUGGUGUGGGAAUUGAUAAAAGUUCUUUUUGCUGAUAGGGAAUGUACUUUACAGUUGAAAUCUAUGGGCGAUGACAAUGAGGAGGACAUGAUGCAGGAUUCCAAGGAAGGGUCUUUAGAGGUUGAUCCAGAAGCACUUCCUCUUAUUCGAAGAGCAGAGUUCAGUUGCUGGCUUCAAGAGAGUGUAUGCCACCGUGUACAGGAGGAUAUUGGCUCCUUGAAUGAAUCAGACUACCUAGAGCAUAUAUUUGUACACUUGACUGGACGACAGUUGAAUGCUGCCGUGCAGUUGGCCACAGCUAAAGGUGAUGUGAGGCUGGCUUGUUUGCUAAGCCAGGCUGGUGGGUCCAUAGUGAACCGUUCUGACAUUGCACAACAGCUUGAUCUUUGGAAAAUUAAUGGGCUGGAUUUCAAUUUCAUUGAGAAGCAUAGGAUUAGGCUUUAUGAGUUGCUUGCUGGUAAUAUCCAUGGUGCUUUGCAAGAGGUUGAAAUUGACUGGAAGAGAUUUUUAGGAUUAUUAAUGUGGUAUCAUCUACCUCCCGACACUUCAUUGUCUGUUGUUUUCCGUACUUACCAGCAUCUUCUUGAUGAUGGAAAGGCUCCAUUUCCUGUUCCAAUUUAUAUUGAUGAAGGACCACUAAGGGAUACUAAAAAAUGGACUUCAGUGGAUCAUUUUGAUCUCUCAUAUUAUCUUAUGCUUCUGCAUUCCAGUGAAGGGAGUGAAUUUCGCUUUUUAAAGACCAUGUUCAGUGCUUUCUCUUCGACAGAUGAUCCACUUGACUAUCACAUGAUUUGGCAUCAACGUGUUGUGCUAGAAGCAGUUGGCGCUAUAAAUUCUAAUGAUCUUCAAGUUCUUGAUAUGGGCCUUGUUUCCCAGUUGCUCUGCCAAGGGAAAUGUCAUUGGGCCAUCUAUGUGGCUCUUCACAUGCCCUAUUGUGUAGAUUAUCCAUAUCUACAGGCUAAUCUAAUUCGGGAAAUCUUAUGCCAAUACUGUGAAUACUGGAAUUCAGAUGAAUCACAACGCAAAUUCAUUGAGAACUUAGGUGUACCGUUGACCUGGAUGCAUGAGGCUCUGGCAGUUUAUUACAAUUACCAGGGGGAUCUUUCAAAGGCUCUUGAACACUUUCUUGAUUGUGCAAAUUGGCAAGCUCAUUCUAUUUUCAUGACUUCAGUUGCUCAUAUAUUGUUCUUAUCGGCUAAUCACUCAGAGAUCUGGAGAAUUGCAACUAUCAUGGAGGGUAAUAAGUCAGAAAUUGAGAAUUGGGACUUGGGUGCUGGGAUCUAUAUAUCCUUUUAUUUACUAAGAAGUUCAUUGCAAGAAGAUAAUGACCCUAUGGGGACACUGGAGUCUCUGGAGAACAAAAAUGCUGCUUGUGACGACUUCUUCGGUUGUUUGAAAGAGUCUCUGGCAGUUUGGGGCAGCAGGUUUCCAGUUGAUGCAAGAGUGGCUUAUUCAAGAAUGGCUGAGGAGAUCUCUGAUUUACUGCUCUCUGGUAUCAGUGAGGGCCCGGCUUAUGCAACUCAAUUAGACUGCUUCAAUACUGUCUUUGGUGCUCCCACUCCUGAAGAUCUUGGGUCAAACCGUUUGCAGGAUGCAGUGACACUAUUUACGUGUUAUCUAUCGGAGAUGGCAGCUUAGUUUCGCCAUAUAUCUAGUAUUUUUUUGUAUCCCCGGCUCCUUGACCUGUAUUUUUGCGUGAAUAUGCGAUACAAAAGGUGAGCAGUUUUCUUUCAAGCACAACGUGUAAUCCUUUGUAAAGUUUUCAAGUCUCCUUCAGCCUGUGUGGUGAGUUGAACAAGUUUCAUUUUCAUCUUAUAGAAUCUAUCACAAUCCUUCCCUCAAAGAUGCAGAGUCGUCAGAGGAAGAAAAUUACAUUUAUGUAGGUUUGUAUUGUGGUUUCCUGUUGAGCUUCACAUUUGGGUCUCUAUUUCUUUCUCAGUUGCCUUUC